AUGAACGCCUCGAAUGGAGAUCUUUUCCACGGCUCCGGGAGCGCAGACGACGUAAACCACUACCAGCUAGCACCGAAGUCCUUUUCCGGUGUAACCUACGAUCGCUUCUACGCCCCCCCUCCCUCCGGGUCCGCCGACACCACCGGCGUCCCCGGUUACUCGUACCAGUCUACCGCGCCAGGACGCAUGGACAACUCAAAUUUCCUCCUCCCCGAGCAUCCGGCUGGGGCGCCGAGGUCACAGCCCCCAUCGGCAACCAGCUCAAUCGCACCCGACUCACCCGCCACGCCGGCGGGGGGCGAGCUCGACGGGGACAGGAGUGGUGGUACUGUCCACCCUCCUGUCCCUAAGCUCGAACGCACCACAACGGAUGCGUACGCAGACGAGCUCUACAACGAAAACUUCGCCGCCAUGUCGCAGUCAUCGGCCCAGACGUCGAUAUCACCCACGAGCGAUCUCUUCAGCCAACGACUACAGGCCGCCAACAACCAGCGUUUCUCAGCGGCAACGAACUCGCCCGUCUCGUCGAUAUCCCGCGACCGGUCGCCGUUCCGCACCGGGUCGCCCAUGGCUGCGAUUCCCGUAAGUGACUACCGCUCUGCGAUGGGGUUGCAUACGCGUUUUGGGACGGCGCAGCAGUCGCGGGAUCAGAGCAGAGCCAUGCACAACGCCCAGGCAGUGCGUCAGCAAAUCGGAAUGGCCACGCCCCAGACCAUCUCGCCCAAGGAUGCCAUGCUCGAGUACCGCGAUACCGAGGGUGACAACAACUUCCCGCUGUUCCCUCAGCGGAAUACCACCGGUUUUGACGCAAACGCAAUCAACAAGGCGGCUGCCGCGCACAGCCAACAAUUGUUCGGCAGCAUGUCCAUGGACCCGGUCAACGACUACCUCAUCACGAGCGUACCAACACCGCAGUUUCCGUUUACGAACCAGCCGCAAAGCACGAUGCAUUCGACUGGCAACCCGUCAAGGGCGACGACGGUGGAUACGGGGGCGAGCGAGCACGGCGUCGCCCCCCAACGACCGGCGGAUACCCGCGCAGACGGCGGUACUUAUACGUGCACGUACCACGGCUGCACGCAGCGCUUCAAGACGCCAGCAAUCCUGCAAAAGCACAAGAGGGAAGGCCACCGGCAGGCUCACGGCCUCAGCGGUUCGGGCACGGCAUUGGGCCUGGUCGACACGCAGGCCGGGCCGCACAAAUGCGACCGCAUCAACCCGAGCACCGGGAAGCCAUGCAACACCGUCUUUUCAAGGCCGUACGAUCUUACCAGGCACGAACACACAAUCCACAAUGCCGAAAAGCAGAAAGUCCGUUGCCAUAUCUGCUCCGACGAAAAGACAUUCAGCAGGGCCGACGCACUCACUCGGCACUAUCGCGUGACUCACGGCGACGUUGAGAUCCCCGGCAAGCACCGCAAGCGUGGAGGCCAAGCCUAA
Molecule: messenger RNA, 1440 nt
Organism: Chaetomium fimeti
Lineage: Eukaryota; Fungi; Ascomycota; Sordariomycetes; Sordariales; Chaetomiaceae
Exons: 2
Coding region: 1-1440 (479 amino acids)
Biological process (GO): regulation of transcription by RNA polymerase II
Cellular component (GO): nucleus
Source: RefSeq, a predicted model, not a curated record